Molecule: messenger RNA, 5258 nt
Organism: Doryrhamphus excisus (bluestripe pipefish)
Lineage: Eukaryota; Metazoa; Chordata; Actinopteri; Syngnathiformes; Syngnathidae
Source: RefSeq, a predicted model, not a curated record
ACUCGCACUUCAACUCAAAAAGGAUGACAGGCUUCUGCAUUUGAUUAUCAAACGUUAUCAAACGGUGGUGCGUGCACCGCUAAUGGCACGCCCAAGCACCAGAUUGUUUCAUAAAAUUAGAGAUAUGUACAUAUGAAAUGGCUGCCUCCAAAGUUUACUGCCACGUUCAACAGAUACAAGGUGAUGGUAGAACAGAGGUAGCAACAGUGGUAGGAAAUAUUUUUUUCAGGUGGAGUACCAUUGGUCUGUAUUGUGUUUGUGUAGCUGCAAUUAUUUAAAACAUGUUGGCAGAGACAAACUGCAGGUUUUCUUUCCAACCAGUUUCUCCAGCAGGUGAUUUAAUUGAUGUGCUCCUUCCCUCAAACCAAAGGAGGGUUAAUCAUUAAAAUCACCUGCUUUAGUGACAGGCUGGAAAAAAAAACUUGUGUCUGAGUGUUUGAGUUGAAGACAACUUUACACAAACCUGAAUUUUAUGUACAUUAUAUACAUUAAUACAAACAUUUUGAGUAAAAUGUUUGAUUGUAUUUUAUUUUGAAAUAUGAGAAUGUCUAUUUGGUAAUGUGGAAUAAUGUAUAUUUUUGAUUUAAUUAUCGGAAAUGUAUUUGUAAUGAACAAAGUUUCGUAAUGUGGAAUGUCAAUUUUAGAUUUAAUGAUCGGAAUUGCAUUUUUUGUCCAAUUGAUGACGCUACAAUCUAUUGCGCACGCGCACUGCUACCAUCUGUAACCAACGCUCACUUUCGCGCAACCUAUUGCGCAUGCGCACGGCUGCCACCACACCUUUGACCAGGCCAAAAUGGCUGCUUGCCAAAACUAACAUUUAUUGCCUGUUAACAUCUUUGUUUUGUCACCAAGUGGUAAGUCUAUCAACCUGAAACUUGGCUCCGAGUUUAAUUAUGUUCACGCCCUCGAAGAGUGUCAAGCUCAACCGUACCAGGUUGAAAGACGUCGCAUUAAAGUUUGUGCCAAGACGUAAAUUACCGGUUGACGUUAACCAAAAUGUAGCAGAGUCCACUAUUUUAGGGGAGAUAGCGGAUUCCACCGCUAGCAGUAAUGGUGACUUUCCCCAAGGAACUUCUGUGGACCCCCAACCGGGGUGGCGGCGUGUGAGAGGUGUUGCUAGAACUGUGAAUCCCACGUCUACUUCCAUUGUUUGUUCGGACGUCUCCUUAAAAAGACGUUCACAAGCAUCCAGCUGCAAAAUCUGUGGUGACUGUAAAUACAUUUCCCCUCAGAGGAGAACCACGGUCAGGCAAGUGGCAAAAAGCUUUGAACCCAGCCCAGAACAGACAUCCAAGGAAACCUUUAGGCUCGACCGCUACCCUAAAGUAACCCUUUGUGACGUAGUCCUAAACUCUAAUGCAAGAAGGAACUGUUGUGGCUUUUUGCUAUCAGAUCUUAUGAAAACCGAGACUGUGCGUUGCUUCAAACAGGGCAUGACAACUACUGGAUUUCAGUUGAAGCCCUGUUGUGACGAGUGCGGAAAUAAAAAACGGAGAAAUCUGGGAGAAUGCACAAAGACAGAGACUUUCAUCAAUCAGGCUGCUUGUCAUUUGUUCCCGACGGGAAACACAAUAGGGAAUCACAGCACAGGUGGGACCUUUGGAAUGGAGCGACACAAGGGUAAAAUAAACUUGAACAGCCGUAUAAAAGAGGCACAAACAUGCAGUCAGUCAUGUCCAAAACCUACUGCAGGAACAUGCAACCCUGAGGAACCUUGCCAAAAACGGACAGCACGAGAAAGACCAGUAUUGUUCAGUGAUGACCCGGCUUCAUUCACCUGUCAGAGGGUGAGGGUCUAUAUUAGAAAACCACACUAUUCAUGUGCACGCACAGACAUGCCGUGGCCCUUAUCUGACAUUGGAGCCACCCUUUCAACACAUGCCAAACUCUCAGAAGCAGCUACCAAGCGUUGGUUAUCUACACUGUAUCAUGAUUCUCUAGGAUCAUUAAGAUGCCAAAGCAGUGACCUUCACCAAGAAGCCAGUCUUGCAGAUGGUGCAGGACACAAGUCUUCCGAAAACAUAUGUGAUGUUAAGGAAUCAACUGUAGGCGUUCCUUCAGUUUUCGCUACCUUCUCCACAGCAACUCAGCAGUUGGAUUCAGGUACUAACAUACAGUCCGUGCCUCCAUCCACGUCUAGCAAUUCGCUCACUCCUUCACCCGCAGAACUGUGCUUGAGUGACUGGCAAAUGUCCCCGCCCGUCUCGGCCCCGUCUCCCAUCCCCAGCGGUGUUUGGAGUUGGGGUUCUUCACCGAGCAUCCUUGCAUGGACCCCCGAUACCCAGAGUUCGCACCAGUCCUCCCUCCUCUUGUGUCAAGAGAUAGGACCCAACGGCAGCAGCAUGCCUUUAAACUGCGAUACGCCUCCUGCAAGAGACAAGUCGGAUGAAGGAUGCGAAGAAAGUAUUUUAAGGGAGGAUCUACUUCCACCUCUGCUUUCUCCGUUUGGUUCACCGCAAACAAACUUCCCGAGACAAAGCCUUACACUUGACAAAGAUGAGAUGAAUACACUCUUGCCACAAGUGGUCAUGAAUGGUUUGGUAAACCAGGAUCUUGCACGACUGGAAGUAGUCUCCUGUGACUUUGGAUCUCUUCCUGAUCAUACGCCGAGAGAACCAUCCCCCUGCCGUGUCAGAGAUGUGGACAAGGGAAGUGAUCCAGAAGCUAGUGAGUCACAAGGAACUCCUUCAGAUCGGACACCAAACGAGGACCAUUCCACGGAACCCAGCUCUUCUUCGAGCACACAGGGACAGCCGACUUCUGGGGAUGCUUGGCCGUGCGUUUUGGAUGAGCUCACAGCGUAUCAACAGGAUAUCCUGCUUGUUAAUGUCUGCCAGGAUGACACGGAGCUGUUUGAGAACCUACCAGAUGAGAGCCUGCUGAAACUGGGUCCCGCCAGGGUUCAAGUAAACCCAAUGACGACUUAUGGUGUGCCGCAAACUGUGAAACAAAGAUCGACCCCUGUUAAUAUAAAGCUUCAAUGUGGAAGUCCAGAAGUGAAUGAGGAACACAUCAGCAGGCCCUGGAGACCUAGGAAGCGCAGUACUUCACCCAAAACCCACGACGACACAUCUCUUCUCACACAUAAACGAACCAAAUCAAUGGGCAAGUAUGAUGCCAGCAGAAAUUGUACAAAUGGAGGCCAAGAAAGACAACAGCCCAUCGAAAACCAAUCACACAAUGUCAUGUCUCCGGUUGGCACUUGGAGAAAUGCUCUUCAUUCAGGCCCUUCGAUGCCAAACCCCGCAAACAAGAGUCAUCUUAGAUGUCAGAAAUUAGCUUCCUACUGCAGGCUGUUCUUCAGUGAAUCACAGUCCUGUGGCUUCAAGAUGUGCCGCUUCCUGCAUGUGCCUCUGGAGGGUGACGAGAAGUUCUGUGUCGACACCGUGGCGCGGUUUACCAGAAAUCCAAAGUGCCUCCAUAAAGCAGGAGCUGUAUUCACAGGCUACUACCAGAAUAACCCCCCAGGCACGUUUUUCUCCAAGCCAGUGUUUCUGUCGCUCCUCUGGGGCCUGGUCAAAGCAGGCAUGGUGUCUGAUGUCUUGUCAGUUCUCAGCAUCAGCUUGGCUCACAAUAUAGUGCCCACCCACGAGUUCCUGCUUGCCCUUUUCAAUUUGGUAAGAGUGAGCGGUCUCGCAAGCGUUUUGCCUCAACUUGUACAGCUCUCUUACAAGAUGGCCAGUGAAAACUCAAUGCUGAGCUUGGAUUGCUUCGAAUGUGUUAAAAACACUCCUGAGUUCCAGCAGAUGACAAAUCCAAAUACACUUGAAAACCAAAGGUUAUGUACUGUAUCCAGUAGUGUGCCCAUUUUGGAAUACCUGAACCUGGCCGAUGUCAUCGAGAUGGAGCUUUGCGCCAAGCAAGAGGACUGGCACCAGAUGGCAGAGGCUUUCCGCUCCUUUUGCACACCCUGCCGACAUCCCAACCAUCUGGAGCGCAUCAGCGGUCACAUCGCUGUCGCACUUCUGUCGGAGGGCAAAGACAAGAUGUCUCUGCCCUUUGCCACAUUCUCUGAGACAUUUUGUCAAAAAGAAGAUCCAGGGUCCCUUGUGAUGAGUUUCUUUGGCAGAAUUGGAGUCUCGCUCAUGCUAAGAUACUAUAAAACACACCAGUGGACCAAGGGUCAAAGGGUGGUGGAGGUGCUGUCCCUUUCAAAAGUCAGCUACUCUAUGCUGAAAGGUCUAUUUGGAAAUGAGGAUGGAGGAUCACGCUGCGCCUUGGUCACCAUGGCAGCAGAGCUCUUCCUUCUCAGCGGCAGCCUGGAAGGAGCUCUCAACACUCUCCGAGAAAACAAUUGGUUCGUGAGUUCAAGCGCCUGGCCGUGUCAGCCUGCUGAUUUGGAGAGCAGAAGCCGUGUGCUCAUCCAUCUGUCUAAGAGCACCUCACACAGAGACACACUGGAGGUGCUUUGUCAUCUCCCUGGAAUCCAGGACCCCAUCGACCAGUUUGACGUCUUGAGAUACACGCCGCUCUUUAACUCUCACCUGCAAGUGUGCCUGGACAGACAGGUGCUUCCUGUAGCGUCCGACGCUGUGGACUUCAUGCUGUCUAAAAAGCUCCUGGUCGAGCAUGUGGUGUUGCAGAAGCUUUUACACAAACUGGGGAAGCAAAACCAAUGGCUACGUGCACGUGAGGUCUUCAGACACGCUCUCGCCGCUGGGUAUUACCCUGCUGUAUCUGCCCCCCCUGGCUUCAUGUCGCUGAUUGUCCCGAGUCGAUUGGUUGAUGUGGAACUGGCACUCUCACUGGAGAUGUUAAUCACCAUCAACGCUCCAGCCAUUGGCCGCCACUCAUUGGCUGCACCCUCCACCCUCAGCAUCACCCUGAAGAGGACUCAGGAGAGCGAGAGCGAGAGUGAUUAUCUUUUGGCUGGUAGCCGCCUGCUCUCUGCAGCGUGCAUCCCUCAGCCCAAACUGAUAAUCCAUUAUGUGGCUGUGAACUCCUCACAGGAGCAACUCUUCACUCUGAGCAUUGCCUCGGCCCAACGCUGGCUGCACCACAAUCAUUUGUGGGCAAACGAGGUAGAAAAAGAGCUCAUUGUUGCAUGCAUGACACCCCAGUUUAUACUUUUUGAGUGAUCUAUUGUUGUUGCAAGAGGUUCACAGCUAUAUAUAAAUAUGAAACUAUAUGUGUUAAUACUGUUCUAUCAUUGUUCGCGACCUCGGGCUCAGCGGUGAAAAUGUGUAAAAGGACACUUUGUGUUUCUCAUGCAUCAUUUGGACCGAUUCAGUUAGAGUAUUUAUAACCACAACCUAAAC